UUUUUUUCUCUCUCUUUUUCAAAAGCGCAAAUACACAUUUUGGAUGAAUUUGUUUACCAUCGAAACAUUAAAGUUGAAAUUUUAGUGUAAAAGCGAAAUAAAUAAGCAACAAAUCAACAGAACCUCACAUUCAUCUUUCUUCUUUCAAACUAGUCUCUCUCUCUCUCUCGCUGCCCCGCCCUCCCCGCCUCAACACCCAAAUUAUUUCCCGUCUCAUUUCUUAAUAUAGCAAUCAUGACUACGACAGAUAUCCGCCAUUUGUUAGGAGAUACAAUAGUCGAUGCCUGGAAUCAGGAAAAAGUAACGCAAUGGUUAGAUGAAAAAGGUUGGGGCCAUUUCGCAUCUACGUUUGAAAAAUACCACAUCUGUCACGAUAAAUUCUUUUCUAUUACGCUGGCGGAAUUAGUCCAAUAUUUGCCCAGGUAGAGAGAUACAGAGUCAGAUGAGUUUAUAUAUCAACCACUUAUUCAUUAUGUAUAACGGCGAAUUACUAGAACCAUGACAACCUAUUAUGAGAGACGGAGACUUUUAAAUGAAAUCAGAUCUUUAAUACCACCUGCACCCGGUCAACCCGCAAAACCCACACCGAGCACACCUACCAAUAUCUCCAUCAAUACAAACGUGCAUGAAUACUGCAAUGCCAAGCUGGAAAUAAGGUUAUUAGAAGGGCAGAGAGUAGAAGCCGGUGGUGGUGGUGGUGGUGGUAGGGGCUGUGGAAAUAGCCAUAGCUUGGAGGAUGAAGAAGCAGCAACCACGACCACAAGCGAAGG
This is a messenger RNA of Mycotypha africana, 770 nucleotides long. RefSeq lists its product as uncharacterized. The transcript is spliced from 3 exons. NCBI's taxonomy places the organism in Eukaryota, Fungi, Mucoromycota, Mucoromycetes, Mucorales, Mycotyphaceae. The coding region runs from base 235 to 426 and encodes 63 amino acids. The record is from RefSeq and is a predicted model, not a curated record.